This is a messenger RNA of Darwinula stevensoni, 3210 nucleotides long. NCBI's taxonomy places the organism in Eukaryota, Metazoa, Arthropoda, Ostracoda, Podocopida, Darwinulidae. The record is from the annotation of a GenBank genome assembly.
AGUCUAAAAGGAUGAGUUUUGAGGAACUCCAAGCCCACUUCCAGACUCACUCUCGUAUCCGAGACACUCAAGCCCAUUCUGAGAAGGUGCACUCCGUUGAUUGGAGCUGCGAUGGCCGGAAGCUCGCCUCAGGAUCCUACGACAAGACUGUCUGCAUCCUCAGCAUGGAUCGCGACCGGCUGUCCAAAGACUUCACGUGUCGAGGUCACCAGGGGACAGUGGACACGCUAUGUUGGCAUCAGACCUAUCCAGAACUGUUGGCAACAGCAAGUGGGGACAAGACAGUGAGGGUGUGGGAUGCUCGGUCCCAGAAGUGCCAGGCCUGUGUGAGCACGAAAGGGGAAAAUAUCAACAUAUCUUGGUCACCUGAUGGCAUGACCAUUGCUGUUGGAAACAAGGAGGACCUGGUCUCUUUCAUAGAUGUUCGCAAGUUCCAAAUCAUUCGAGAUGAACAGUUCAAGUUUGAAGUGAAUGAGAUCUCAUGGAGCAAUGACAACAAGCAGUUUUUCUUGACCAGUGGCCAGGGCCAGAUCCACAUCCUCUCCUACCCUUCCAUGGAACCCAUUCGAGUGCUUGAUGCUCAUCCGGCUCACUGCAUCUGCAUCAAGUUUUCUCCCACAGGUGACCUGUUUGCUGUUGGCUCUGCCGAUGCCCUGGUAUCCAUCUGGGACACCCAGGAUUUGGUGUGCUUGCGAACUCUCUCUCGCCUAGACUGGCCUGUACGUACCAUCAGUUUCAGCCAUGAUGGUCGCCUCCUGGCAUCUGCCUCGGAAGACCUGUACAUCGACAUUGCCGACACGGAAUCCGGCGCACAGGUCACGCACAUCCCUGUCGAGGCGCCAGUCUUCUCUGUUGCUUGGCAUCCCAAGCGUCACCUCUUGGCCUAUGCAUGCGAUGACAAGGACAGUGCCAGGGAUGGGUCCUCGCGCAGUGGGAACAAAGACACAGGACUCAUCAAGGCUUUCUGUUGCCUCCCCACAUAUCAGUAUCAUGCUCAGAUAGUUGCCACGAUGGGUGUGCGUGGUUUGAAAACUUUUAUCGAGACCCAAUGUGGGGACUGCCUGGUGAAAGAGGACCUUCACAAUUGUGUCCUCCUUAUUGAUGGAUGGAAUUUAUUGUACUACUUGUACAACACUUCCAAGGGGUCUAACCCAGCAUUUGGUGGAGAAUAUGACAAGUUUGAGAAGACUGUGAAGGAGUUUUUUGGCACUCUGACUGCCUGUGCCAUCACUCCAUUCGUCCUCAUCGAUGGAAGUUACGAUGAGAGCGGCUGGAAAUUUGACACUCAGAUGAAGCGCCUGAAAGAGAAGAUGCACAAUGCCUUGCAGCUUUCCCCCACCACACAGGGCAAAGCCCGGCUGCUGCCCCUCCUGGCAGAGAUGGUGUUCGUGUCGGUGCUGAAGGAACUCUCGGUUCCUUUCUCGCAGACGGAGUUUGAGGCCGACGAAACCCUUGCUGCCCUAGCCCUGAGAGUGAAUGGCUACGUGCUUAGCAACGACUCCGAUUUCUUCGUGUUUGGAGUGAAGUGCGUCCCACUCUCCACGCUCGAGAUGGACAUCAAGACCCGCACCAGUAAUGAUGUGAGGAAAUCCUAUACAUACCUGGAAAGUAGGGUUUAUCGUCCAGAGAAGUUCUUGAAGAAGUUUGGCUUGACACCAAAUCACUUCCCCUUGAUUUCUGCACUUCUCGGAAAUGACUACGUUUCCCGCAAUGAGUUUCAGAAGCUCUUCAGCCAGAUUCACCUUCCUGUCUCAAAGCAGACCAAGAAGAACUUUGGGCAGAGGAAGAUCCAUGGCCUGCUGGAGUGGCUCCGGAAUAAGACCGUGGAUGGGGCCAUCGAAAGGGUUUUCAUGACUAUGCAGAAGAAGCAACAUGAUAGAUGUCAGAAACUUCUGCAAGGGAAUUCACUCGCCUACAAUCUCCCGACUCAUAUUCGAAUGCCAGAACUGUUUCAACCACAUGAGCAACAAAUCACAGAAUCCCCCAUUACCAUCAUGACAUCUUUAGGCAAUCCCGUCCCCUUAUGGUUCCUUGACCGACUGCGAGACAGAGUGCUCCUUUCUGAAGUAAUCAACGUCUUGUGCCGUCGGCAGCUCUUCCUCAAGCCUAUCAUCGAGUCGAAGUAUCUGGAGCCUGUACAUCAUACAGCCCAUCCCAUUCUCAAUGCAAUCGUGAACAUAUUGGUGUCCCUAGACGGGGGAGGACUGGAGCCACUGGCUGUUUACGGACGUGUGAAAGUGGGACCUCAUUCCAAUGUCUUCAGGAAGCUUCCAUUCGCUCCUUUCAAGCUUGACUCAUCUCUGCCCCGGUUGUCUUCCCUGGAAGCAUUGCCCAGCAAGGAUGGGCAGUCCAUUCUAGAAAAGGUGCUCAAGUGUGAAGACCCACCUCCCAUUCACCUGCCUGAGGAUUUAACUCUGUAUUUCUUGGUGCUGGGUUUCUGGGCGAAGACAGAAUCAGAAUCGAAGCCCACACCAUCGCAUUUACUCAGCAUUUUGAUGGGAGUCACGAUCAUGUAUGUGAUCGAAUCGCGGUGUGGCUUCAAGGACCGCAACAUCAAGAGAAUUAUGACUUUACAUGAUGGCUCGGCAUUACCGGUUCCUGAAAAAUUGCAUAGAGACCUAAAUGCAUUGAUUGACUCCGUUCCACAAACCGAGUGCAUUGUUGCUAAGACGAAACUUGUCAGAUUCUUCAGCCUGAGCGAACAGGUCCGAGCCAGCGAUCGCUAUUACGACAAGGACAUCAUUCAUGCACUCUCUGCGUUUCAGGUCUGCCUUCUCUACACCCACAUCCUCAACACCAUCUUGGGAUCCCCGUAUAAAUUGCCUCCCAUCUCCUGCCUCUACCAGGGCAUCCUCUUGUACACGCUCACCACCGAACUGCAGUUGAAGCGAGAUCCGUUGGCUUACUGCACCGGCUUGCUUCAGGAUGCACCAACCUUGUCUGCUGUGUUUGCUGGACUCUUGAACGUGCUCAGGGAUCUGCUUCCCGUUGGGUUCCUCGAUUCUCACGUACCCGUGACGGUUUACCGGAGGCCUCGGAGACCGCGAAAAAAAGCUGCCGGGGAUAAAAGCUCUUUGGAGCACGAGAACGAAGAAACUUCGUUGAAGGAAACUGUUGUUACAAUCAAGGCCAAUUGUGAUCUCAGUAACAGAUUUGCAUCCCUUGAACUUGUGGAUGCAUGAUUGUUGUUUUGAUCAAUGAAUGACAGAC